GAUCGAUAAGCGCUAGGAGUCAAAACAAGGUUAGAUUUCUUUCCUGCACCAAGCCCCGCCAGCCGCCGACCUUGACACCAAACUCUCCCCGCCAGAGCUCCCGGUUCCGCCCAAGCCAGCGACAUCGGACGUCUCAGAGAAAGGGACCUAGCAGGCCGGCAGGACGGAUGGCUGCCACGUCUCCAACCAACGGAAGUCACCUCUCUGGCUUCGGAUCGCCUACUACGCCCCAUCAUGGCGUGAAGCGAUCCCAGUCAUCCGCCGGCUUCGAAAGCUCGCCCGGAAGCAACCAUGACGAGGAUGACGGCCACGGUGCCUCCAAGAAAGCUGCUCAGAAGCGCGCAUGCAACGAAUGCAGGCAGCAGAAGCUCAAGUGCGAUGUGGUCCAGGAUCCCUUCACACCAUGCUCGCGCUGCCGGAAGCAGAACCUGACCUGCCAGGUCUCGGCCAACUUCAAGCGCAUCGGAAAGCGUAGCAGACAUGCCGAGAUGGAGCGAGAGGCCAUCGACCUCAAGUCGCGCGUCAGGGAGCUGGAACAGAGCGAGGCGGCCCUCAAGCAGCAGCUGGCAUCGGCGGGAAUGACUCCUUCGGCCAACUUCCCCAUCCACAAUUCCAACGGCCUGCCCACCGACUCGAACCAAUCGACCCUUUUCAACAGCUUCCUCGCCGGUGGACAACAGUACACGGGCGGCACUCAUGAUGAGGCAGUGUCGUCCCUGGUGAGCCUGAAACAAGGCGGUUUCAACACAUCACCGGCCUUUGACAACAACAACCGUAGCCACACCCACCAUUUGGGACAGGUCUAUCUGGGCACCGAGCAGGUCGAGGAAUUGUUCCACGAGUAUUUCACACACUACCACCCGUUCCUGCCGUUGCUCGAUCCUGAGCAGAGCCCUGAGGCGUAUAUGACUCAGGCCAGGAUCCUUUUCUGGACUAUAAUAAUAGUCGCAGCUAGGCAUUACCAGAGGGACAACACGCUGCUAUCGAAGCUCACGCCGGCAUACAGGGCUUUGCUGUGGACGACGAUUUCCGAAGUCCCGCAAUCCUAUCACAUCGUGAAGGCUCUGUGCCUCCUUUGCACGUGGCCACUUCCAGCAAGCAGCACUACCAUUGACGAAACUUUCAUACUCGCAGGGGUAAUGAUGCAGGUCGCCAUGCACCAUGGUCUACAUCAACCGUCUCACGCCCAGGACUUCUCCCGUACCCAUGUUCAGCUCAGGGAUGAAGACAUCAAGGACCGCUUGUCUACCUGGGCGGUGUGCAAUAUUGUUGCUCACUGUGUCUCUGUAGCGACUGGACAGCCGUCAACGACCCUUUUUGAUUCGGCCCUAUCCUUUGAGCACGACCAUAUGGACCGGCUUCCGGAAUCCUUGGUGAACCAUGUCAUGCUUGAACGCUCUGCCGCCAGGAUUACCAAGGCCUUGUACAGCGACUCGGGUAGUCGGUCAUUCUACGACGACAAGUCUCUUCUCAUCAACUAUGAGACCACAAAUCUGAAUGACCUUGAACAACGGUUGCGGCAUUCGACAUUCACUGGUCUCGACCUCCUGCAUCUUCGCGCCAUCCGUUUGAAUCUUCAACUGUACGCCUUCUUCAACAAACAGGAACAUGGCUGGCAUAUGGACCUCCUUAAUCUCCUCAUGGCCGCGAACGAAUUCCUGGCAUCCAUAUUCUUCCUUGAAGAGACUAGCCAACUCCUCUACACGACAAACUACAUUUCGCAGAUGAUGGUCGCAGCGGGCUUUACGCUCAACCGCCUGCUCAACUCCAACUUCGCCAACACGAUACCGCAAGUGCAGCUGUCAAGCUCACGCAUGAACUUCUCCCGCCUCAUCACCUGCAUCCGACAGACGUCAGUGCGGAACAACGACCUCCCGCAGCGACUGGCCGAAGUACUGGCCCAGCUGUGGAAGGCAGGCGGCGCGGGCAACCCCAAGAUUACCGACGCAGACACGUUCCGUAUUGGUCAUGUCGGCCCUUCGGUCGACGUCAGCAUCCACCUCAAGGUGCGCUGCCGGAUGUCCAUGUCCGUCGUUUUCGACAGCCUGUGGCACUGGCGCGAGCAGUUCCGCGGCAAGGGCACGCGCGGUAACCUCGACGCCGCGGUCAACAAUCCCACCGACCCGGAGACGAGCAGCAGCACGACGCCGGCGCCGCCGCACCGCGGGGCCACCACUGCGGCGGCGGCAACGGGCAGCGGAAGCAACAGCAUCCCGAACAGCAGCGCCGGUGGGCCGGUGGAGGCAGCGGCGUCUGCUGUCACGACGCUGGAUCCGAAUCUCCCGACGCUGAGCCUGCCGACGAUGACGGGGAGCAUGAGCUUGACGAGCGGGCUGAGCACGGCGGGGCACGAUAUGGGUCCUUUCGCGGACUACACGAGCGACUUCUUCGACCCGAUGAGCUCGAUCUUGAAUGAUCCGAUCUUCUUCUCCUCCAGCUCGGCAUACUUCUGAGCUGAGCAGUGAUCGAGCGAGUUAGCGGGCAGGCAGGCGCUCUUUCUUG
Molecule: messenger RNA, 2502 nt
Organism: Aplosporella prunicola CBS 121167
Lineage: Eukaryota; Fungi; Ascomycota; Dothideomycetes; Botryosphaeriales; Aplosporellaceae
Exons: 4
Coding region: 168-2453 (761 amino acids)
Biological process (GO): regulation of DNA-templated transcription
Cellular component (GO): nucleus
Molecular function (GO): DNA-binding transcription factor activity, RNA polymerase II-specific; transcription cis-regulatory region binding; zinc ion binding
Source: RefSeq, a predicted model, not a curated record